AUGGUGGAAAGGAGUCUGAAAGAGCGCAUUACUUCUUUCCCUAGAAUCACCGCCAAUGACAACAAACGUCUAUUCGACCUAGCUGAUCUAGUUAGUGAGAUAGCAUCUGUGAAGGAACAACCACAAUACCAUGUUCUCUUUGGUUAUUUUGAUUCUUCUACCGGGAUAAACCCGAUUGCAUCAAAGUUACCUUGGAACCUACAGGAGAAGUGGGUGACAGAAGCUAGUAGAUUCAAACGGCAACAGGGAAGCACCUUUCCACCCUUCUCGAUAUUCGUCAAGUUUAUACAAGACACGGCCAAGACUCGGAAUGACCCAAGUUUCCAGUUCGACCGCACAGAAAGGACGAGUUCAAGUUCGAGUGUGCCAAAGAAAACAUCAACUGUGGUUGUCAAGAAGACUGAGACUACAAGUAACACUACCAAUCUAGACGAUUCACAAUUGUGUCCAUUACACAAAACAAAGCAUUUACUCAACGAAUGCUCAGCUUUCCGCAGGAAGCCCCUUGAAGAGCGCAAAAAGUUCAUACUUUCCAAUGGCAUAUGUUUUAAGUGCUGUGGACCUAAGAAGCACAGAGCUAUGAACUGUAAGACAAAUGUGAAAUGUGACGUCUGUAAAAAAUCUUCACAUCCAAGUGCACUUCAUGCGGAUGUGGAUUGCCACGUAGGGGAGCCCUCACCAGAAGGAACAGUGAAGAAUGCUUGCACUAAAGUUUGUGGAAAACCAAGGGGUACUAGCAGGUCCUGUGCUAAGAUUAUACCAGUUAGAGUAUAUCUAAAGGAUGAUCCACAGAAGUGUCGAGUUGUGUAUGCUCUCAUUGAUGACCAGAGCAGCCAUUCAUUAGCAACAUUGCCAUUCUUUGACUUCUUUUCACCAGGAAGUUCUAAAUAUCAGUACAUACUGUCUUCAUGUGCAGGAAGACUUACUACUUCAGGAAGGAGGGGUCAUGGUUAUGUGAUCGAGUCGUUGGAUUUGACAUGCAAGUUAGAGCUACCAGUCGUCAUUGAGUGCAACGACAUACCCAAUAACAGAGAUGAAAUUCCGUUCCCUGCCGUUGCACAGCAGUACCCUCACCUUCAAGAAAUUGCUUCAUUCAUACCUACUGUGAUGGAUGAUGUUGAGAUUGAACUUCUUAUAGGAAGAGAUGUUGUCUCAGCACACCAUGUUCUGGACCAGAAACUCGGUGAGAGUGACCUUCCAAUAGCCCAAAGGCUCCCUCUUGGUUGGGUCAUUAUUGGACAAGUUUGUAUGGGAAAUUUGCACCACACAAAUGUUAUAAACGUGAAUAAGACAUUCAUACUACAAAAUGGUAGACCAUCUAUAUUCGAACCAUGUGAUAGUAAGUUCCAUAUUGCUGACAACCCAUUUGUGAAAACAGAACAUGACGAAAAAACUGGACUCUCCUUUGAGGAUAAAGCCUUUCUUCAUGUGAUGGAAUCUGGCAUGAAGAAAGAGGAGGAUGGGCAUUGGUCAGCACCACUUCCCUUUCGACAGGAUCGACCAGUUCUACCUAGCAACAGAGCACAAGCUGCGAAGCGUGCUAAGUCGUUUGAUUCCAGUCUCCAACGUGACCCAUUAAAACGUCAGCACGUACUGGAAUUUAUGGAUAAAAUCUUCAUACAUGGACAUGCUGAGAAGGCACCGACCAUUCCCCAAGGACAAGAGUGUUGGUACCUCCCCAUGUUCGGGGUGUACCACCCUAAAAAACCCAACUCCAUAAGAGUAGUAUUUGAUUCCUCAGCUCGUCACGAAGGGUUAUCACUGAAUGAUGUAUUAAUGAAGGGACCAGAUCUCUCAAACAGUUUACAAGGCAUUCUGCUUCGUUUCCGUCAGAAUGCUGUUGCCAUUACAGCAGACGUGGAACAAAUGUUUCAUAAUUUCCAAGUUGAUGAGCCAGACCGCAACUACUUACGCUUCUUAUGGCACCAGGGGAACGACUUUGAAAAGCCCUUAGAUGAGUUCCGGAUGAGAGUGCAUGUUUUUGGGAACUCCCCUUCCCCUGCAGUGGCCACAUAUGGUUUACGUCGAUCUGUUGUUGAUGCUGAACCAGAUGUCAAGAACUUUGUAUUUCAUGAUUUCUAUGUAGAUGAUGGGCUCACUAGCUGUGACACUGAGGAGAAGGCUGUAAGUCUGAUGAAGCAGACCCAGAAAGCACUUAGGGAAGGAGGAAUGUUGCGUCUCCAUAAGAUAGCAUCUAAUUCCAAGUCGGUUCUCAGCCAAUUUGACCAAGAUGACCUUGCUAAGGACUUAAAGAGCAUGGAUUUUGGUUCGGAGAUUAUGCCAGUGCAGAGGACUCUUGGUGUGGUUUGGAAUAUCGAAUCUGACAAGAUCACCUUUCAAGUUUCAAAAGAAACAAAGCCCUAUACUCGUAGAGGAGUACUGUCAACAAUAAACAGUUUAUUCGAUCCUCUGGGUUUUGUCUCACCUGUCACACUCAGAGGUAAAAUGCUUCUUCGUGAGAUGAUGUCGCCUCCAGGUCCCACCAACUGGGAUGAACCACUUCCAGAAUCCUUUCGUGAGCAAUGGGAAAACUGGGUGAAAUCGCUUCGUCAGUUAGAAGAGGUUGAGGUCCCAAGGAUGUAUGGAAGACUUUCAUUAUCCCAGGUUCCUAGUACUGAAGUCCACAUAUUCUGUGAUGCCUCUAAGGAUGCUAUCGCUGCUGUGGUGUACAUCAAGACUAUAGGAGAAGAUUCAUCUGAUGUAGGAUUCUUGCUUGGAAAAGCAAAGGUAGCACCCAGUCAUGGCCAUACUAUACCACGUUUAGAGUUGUGUGCUGCUGUGGUUGCUGUUGAGUUGGCUGAAGUGGCCAAAGAACAACUGGAUCUCAAGAAAGAAGAUUUCCAUUUCUACUCUGAUAGUCGUGUGGUGCUUGGAUACAUAUCAGCAGAAACUAGAAGAUUUCAUGUUUAUGUAGCUAACAGAGUCAGUCGCAUCAGAUCAUUCUGUGGACCAGAACAGUGGAAUCACGUACCCACAGAGGACAAUCCUGCAGAUGGCGCCACUCGCAAGUUUAGAACUUCAGAUCUCUCAGACAGCAUGUGGUUAAGAGGACCAGACUUUUUACGAAGUGUCAAGGUUGAUGAUGUGAAUGAACACUUUCCUCUUAUUGAUGCUGAGAUUGAUAAAGAGAUAAAGAAAGAAGUAUCAACUGCUAAGACAGUGCUUGAGCCAGUAUUAGGUUCGAAACGCUUUUCACGUUUCUCAACAUGGAAAAGUUUAGUGAGAGCCAUAAUGACUUUGAAGAUGCUUGCCAGGAAAACAUGUGCCUCUCAGGUCAUUGAUGACACCAAUUUGCUUGAGUCUACAGAAAAACUCAUCAUCAAAGAAGCGCAGUUAGAAACUUACGGUGCAGAAAUCAAGGCCAUUAGAAAUGGCAGUGAUCCCCCAAAGAACAGUCCCCUCUUACCCUUGAAUCCUAUCUUGGGUGUUGAUGGUCUCCUUCAUGUCGGUGGACGUAUCCGUCGUAAACAAGUCAAGCCGGGUGGUGAUCAGCAUACAGCCCAUCCCAUUAUAAUUCCAAAGAACCAUCAUGUUGCUGUUCUGAUAAUACGUCAUUAUCACUCCAAGAUACACCACCAGGGCAGGCAAAUGACAGAAGGGGUUAUACGAUCUUUUGGUUAUUGGAUUGUCAACGGAAAGCGCAUGAUUUCAUCUGAGAUCCACCACUGCAUUACUUGUAGAAAACUUCGUGGGAAGUUUGGAUGGGUUCAGAUGGCAGACUUACCAGAGGAUCGACUGCAAGAAGCUCCGCCAUUCACAUUUGUUGGUUUAGACGUUUUUGGACCCUGGUCAGUUGUAACAAGGAGAACACGGGGCGGUUCAGCUAAUUCAAAGAGAUGGGGUGUGUUAUUUACCUGUUUAGUGUCUCGUGGAGUUCAUGUGGAACUUGUAGAGGAGAUCAGUUCGGCCUCAUUCAUUAAUUGCAUGCGUAGAUUCAUAGCGUUACGAGAUCCCGUCCAGCAGAUUCGGUCUGAUCGAGGGACAAAUUUUAUAGGGGCUGUUAAAGAACUCAACAUUGAUGCAGAGUUUGUCGAAACUGGACCAGUAAAGGAUUACCUGACUGAAAGUAAAAUAGCAUGGGUGUUUAAUCCUCCCCAUGCAUCCCACUUCGGGGGUGUAUGGGAGAGGAUGAUUGGGUCACUUCGAUGCAUUUUGGAUGCUCUUCUCCUAGAGAACAAAUCCUUUGACUUGACACAUGAAGUUUUGUCAACCUUCAUGGCGGAAGCCUGUGCCAUUGUGAACAGUAGACCACUUGUUCCAGUCUCCUCAGAUCCUGAGGCACCAGCUGUCCUUUCACCAUCAUUGUUGCUGACACAGAAACGACCAGACAUCACAUUUCAAUUACCCAAGUUUGGGAACAAGGAUGCUCUGCGCAGCCAGUGGAAGUUAGUCCAACACUUAGCUGAUGAAUUCUGGUCAAGAUGGAAGGCAGAAUAUCUGAAUGCAUUACAGAAACGUGCAAAGUGGUUCAGUGAAGGUGAACAAUUUAAAGAAGGAGAUGUUGUUCUUGUUAAAGAUGAAGAAUCCCACAGAAGUCAGUGGCCAUUAGGAGUGGUGGAGGAAACAUAUCACAGCAAAGAUUCCAAGACUCGUAAGGUGAAGGUGACUGUGGUUCGCAAUGACUCCAAAGUGUCCUAUGUGCGCCCAGUGUGCCAGCUAGUAAGACUGGUUGAAGUGAUUUAG
Molecule: messenger RNA, 4683 nt
Organism: Saccostrea echinata
Lineage: Eukaryota; Metazoa; Mollusca; Bivalvia; Ostreida; Ostreidae
Exons: 1
Coding region: 1-4683 (1560 amino acids)
Biological process (GO): DNA integration
Molecular function (GO): nucleic acid binding
Source: RefSeq, a predicted model, not a curated record